UGAUGCUGCGCGUUCACCUGCUGCUGGAGGGUGGGAGAUCCAUCCCGGAGGCUGCUGCUGCUGCGGGGGGCGGCCAGCGGGGUCUUGGCGGCGAGCGACGUCCGCGGCCAACAGCCUCCCCGCGCCCCGCUCUGCUUUGAAAGGCCGCCUGUGAGGGAAAGCGAAAGAGGCGGCCGGAGACCACCGGGCCGCUUUUAGCCAGGCCUUCCCGGCGACAGAGCGAGAGACUCGCCCGCCCCGGCGGCAGCCGCCUCUCCCUCCCGCGGCCCUCAGCAUGUUCAAGAAACUGAAGCAGAAAAUCAGCGACGAACAAACGUCGCCGGCGCCGCGGAGCCCCGGCAGCCACCUCCCGCAGGACUCCUCUGUAUCUUCACCACCAGAUGCAAGGAGCAGAACAUCUUCUCUUGUAGAGCAAAAUGAUGAAGGCACUUUAACACCAAACAGAGAGCUGCUAGCUGGGAUGAUAGCAGAGCCUGCUUUUCUUUCUGAGUAUACUGUCUUUGCUUUGGAUCCCACCAAACGACCUAAACCAAAGAGUCAGAGUGUGCAUGUAUCUAAGCACACAGUUUCCAGUCCUAACAGUAGCGAAAAUGAACAGUCUUCUCCCCAGCCUAGUGAUGCCCAGUCUUUUGCACAAAAGCUUCAGCUUCGGGUUCCUUCGAUGGAGUCAUUGUUUCGAAGUCCAUUAAAAGACUCUUUGUUUCGCACCUCUUCUAAAGAGUCUUUGGUGCGGACUUCUUCAAGAGAUUCAUUGAACAAACUCGAUUUGGAUUCUCCAGGGCCCACAUUUGAUCCACCGUCUGAUGCUGAAAGUGAAGCAGAAGAAUUGCCAGGAAAUCUGGACAGCUUGCCUAAGGAGCAGUUGCUGCAACGUUUGCGUAGGAUGGAACGCAGUUUAGGCAGCUACAGAGGAAAGUACUCAGAGCUGGUCACUGCCUAUCAAGCUGUGCAAAGAGAAAAGAAAAAGUUACAGGGAAUAUUGAGCCAGAGUCAAGAUAAAGCACUUCGCAGAAUUGGAGAGCUGCGAGAGGAACUCCAGAUGGAUCAACAGGCUAAGAAACAUCUCCAGGAAGAGUUUGAUGCAUCAUUAGAAGAAAAAGACCAACUCAUCAGUGUCCUGCAGACUCAGGUGUCAUUGCUGAAACAACGACUGCAGAACGGCCAAAUAAGUAUUGAACUUCCUGAGCCAAAUGUUCAGACGCAACCUCAAGUUCAGAGUCCAACAAAAGAGAGAGAGAGAGAGAAUACCCUGCAGCCGGGGAGUCUUGGUGGUGAUGGGGAUUCUGGUAAAACAUUAGAAAGCCUAACUCAGCGAGUGAAACGGCAAGAGAAUUUGCUCCAUCGAUGUAAAGAAACGAUUCGAAUGCACAAAGAGCGCUCAGCCCAGCUAACCAAUGAGAAGGAAGCACUGCAGGAACAGCUAGAUGAAAGACUUCAGGAGCUCGAGAAAAUAAAGGAUCUCCAUAUGGCUGAGAAGACCAAACUGAUUACUCAGUUGCGUGAUGCCAAGAACUUGAUAGAGCAACUAGAACAAGAUAAAGGCAUGGUAAUAGCAGAAACAAAACGACAAAUGCACGAAACUCUGGAAAUGAAGGAGGAAGAAAUUGCUCAGUUGCGUGCUCACCUCAAGCAGGUUGUUACACAAAGUGAAGAAUUGAAAGAGCAGAGAGAAAAAUCUGAAAAAGCUGCAUUUGAAGAGCUAGAGAAGGCUCUAAGUACAGCCCAAAGAACUGAAGAAGCACGCAAGAAGUUACAAGCAGAAAUGGAUGACAAGAUCAAGGCAAUUGAAAAAGCAAGUGAGGAAGAGCGUGUGAGCCUUCAGCAGGAGUUAACAAGGGUGAAGCAGGAGGUGGUUAAUAUUAUGAAGAAAUCUUCAGAAGAACGAGUUACUGAACUGGAGAAGUUGCAUAAAAAUGAAUUAGCUAAGAAAGAACAGAUACUAAGUAAUAAAUUACGGGCUCAAGAACAGGCAUUUCAGGAACAAAUGAAGGCAGCUCUUGAAAAGUGCCGGAGUGAACAUUUACAGUCCAUACACGAGAAAGAACAACAGGAAUCGUUAGCCUUAGAAGAAUUAGAAUUGCAGAAAAAAGCAAUUCAGCUGGAAUGUGACAAAAAAAUUGAAGAUACGCAACGAGAAGUAGAGACCUUCAAAACUAGAAUUCUUGAGUUGGAAAGUUCCCUUGCAAAAGGUUCCCAAAGUGAUAAAAGUCAGCUGGAGGAAAUGACAGCUCAAAUAGAAUCAGGCAAAAAUAAGCACAACGAGGAAAUCACUGCCAUGGCUGAGAAACACAAGGAGGAGCUAGCGUAUGUGAAGCAGCAACAAGAGCAACUUUGGAUGGGGAAACUUGAUAGAUUAACUCAGCAGCAGCAAUCGGAAAUGGAGAAACUUAAACGGCAAUUUGAAGAAAUGGCUGACAUGUUAAAGGAGAAAGAGACCGUAUUUCAUUCCCAUAUAGAAGAAAUGAAUGAGAAGACAUUAGAAAAACUUGAUGUGAAGCAGACUGAGCUGGAAGCGCUGUCUUCUGAGUUAUCAGAAGCAUUCAAAAUCCGUCAGGCUCUUGAAAUAGAUCUAUCAAUGUUAAAAGAUAAUGCAGAUAAAGCACAGCAAGAGUUUGAGGCCAAGCUGGAGCAACAGAGGAAUCGUCAUCAGAAACAAAUUGAAACUAUCUUUAAAGACCAUGAAGGAGCUGAGGAAACAUUCAGAGAAGAAAUCUCUCAACUCAAGCUACUUUUGGAAGCAAAAGAGAAAUGCCAAUUGGAAUUGGAAAUGCAAGUGAAGGAACUGAAGGAAGCCGUAGAAAAAGCUGGAAUUGAACACGAUAGAUUGUCUGAAGAACUUGAUGCCCUUUGCCAAUCCACCAGUGACAGCGCAAGGGAACAGACAGGCACUUAUGAACAGCAGUUAAUGGAAUUGCAGCGAAAGCUGGCCGAUGUGAAUGCUGAAAAAUCACGUCUUGACGAACAGAUGGUAAAAAACGAAUCUCAAGUGAGCGAAGUCAAGGCUGAUUUAGAUUCUCGAAUAGCUCAGGUAGAUGAUUUGAAAGGUGAACUAGAAGAACAAAAGAGAGAAAAUAUGCAGAAAGUUACUUCUCUGACAGAACAGUAUGAAUCCCAGUUAAGAGAAUUUAGAGAAAAAAUCGAUCAGACAAAGACUCAUUUGACAAAUAAGGAAAAUGAGCUUGAACAAAUCAAGGGACUCUUGAAUCAAAAGAUUAGCAAACUUGAGCAGCACUUACAAACCAAAGAAGAGGAAAUUGGUGCUUUAAAAGGUGACUAUGAAACCAGAUUAAAACAUCAAGAGACACAAGCAGAGAAAGUUAAAGAGAAAGCAAAGGAGAUGCAUGAGAAAUUCAAGAAGAAGCUUUCAGAACAGGAAGCAAAACUGAAAAAGGAGAUUGAAAACAAACAGUUGGAGCUCAGUCAGAAAGAAAAGCAAUUCAAUUCAAAAAUGCUGGAAAUGGCUCAUGCCAGCUCAGCUGGAAUCAAUGAUGCUGUGUCAAAACUGGAGAUGAAUCAGAAGGAACAACUAGAAACUCUGGCUGAAACUCACAGACGAGAGCUGGAAGAAAUUGUCCAAACCUGGGGAAAAAAGCUGAAUCAGCAGGCUGAGGAGCUUCAGGAAAAACAUGAAUUGGAGCUUCAGGAAAAAGAACAGGAAGUUGGAGACCUGAAACAGAAACUGGCUACUUUCAGUGCUGAAAAUGAAAGGAUUGGUGGAGAGAUCAUCCGGUUAAAGGACGAGCAGGCAAAGAAGGAUGAAUCUUUAAAUGAACUGCAAGAAAAGCUACAGCAGAGAUUAGCUGAAGUGGCUGCUUUGACACAAAAAGAAAAUGCUCUCAAAACUCAACUUGAAAACCUCAUGCAUGACCUUAGCCUGUCUUCAAAAGAGAAGGAAACACUUCAGGAACAGCUAAGUGAAAUAAAGACAAUGGGGGAAAAAGAGAAGGCUAAAGUUAGUGAACUGGCAGAUAAGUUGAAAACUUCUGAAGAGCAACUGCAGGCUAUGGAAUCCUCUCAUUUGAAAGAGUGUGAAGAUUAUGAGAAAAAAAUUGAGGCUAUAAAUUUUGAGCUUCAGGGGGGCAAAGCUGCAUUUGAGAACCUUGUAAGGAAUAUCUCUGUACAAUUAGAGGAUUAUCAGCAGAAAGCAGAAGCUUUACUGCAAACAAAAGCCGAUGAACUGAUUGAAACGUUUAGUGAAAAAAUGUCUUCAGUAAUUGCUAAAGUUGCACAUUGUCACCAUCAUGCAGCAAAACUAAAAGAAGCAAUUUUAGUCAAAAUCUGUAAAAUCCCUGAAUUAGAAACUCAGCUGAAGCAAGCAACUGAGAGCUGUGAUAGUUUAAGCAGCUGUUUGCAAGAAUCCAAAGGGCACUUGCAAGAAAAGGAAAGCUUGGUGAAGUCCAUGAUGGUGGAUAUUGAAAGGCUUGUUACAGAGAAAGAGCAGCUGCAGAAAGAAGGAGGGCAUCAGCAGCAAGCAGCGUCAGAGAAGGAAACGUGUAUCACGCAGCUGAAGAAAGAAUUAUCGGAGAAUAUUAACGCUGCUACCUCGAUGAGGGAGGAGAUAAAUGAGAAGAAGUCAGAGAUUGCUGAUCUUAAUAAACUUGUCAGUGAAUUAAACCUCAAACUUGAAAACAGCUUAAGUGAAAAAGAUGCCACUGUGACAUUGUUGAACAAACAACACAAAGAGAAUCGACUGCAGUUACUGAAUGAGGUGCAAGAAUUGUCUUCCAAAGUUGAUACACUAAGUCAAGAAAAAGCAGCUGCGCUCGAGCAGGUAGAGCACUGGAUGAACAAGAUGUCAGAGUGGAAAAAGAAAGCCCAGUCGAGAUUUACUCAGAACCACAGUACGAUUAAGGAGCUGCAUAACAAGCUGGAGUUAAGUAAUAACCAAGCUAGUGAAAAAGAAGAGGAGCUGAACAGACUGAAGGAAGAGUUAGAUAAACAAACCAAGAAUGCCGAACAUCUGAAGGGUUUAAUGGAUCAAAAGCAAAUGAAAAGAGAGAAGCAAGAAUCUGAUUUGGUGGCAGAGCUAAAAAUCCAUACAGCAAGAAUCGCCGAGCUCGAGGAACAUAUUGCUCGAAAAACAGCCGAAAAUGAUUCAUUAAUGGAGGAACUGAAAAGGCACAAGGAGCUGAACGACACCAAGCAGCAAGAUCUGACACAUCACCUUCAACAAGCUCAAAUGGCAAUGGAGGAAAAAGAAAACAGUCUUAAGGAGAUGGAACAGAAAGUAUUGAACCUUGAAAAGAACAUAAAGGCCAUUGAAGUCGACCUUGAGACAAAAUCAAGAGAAUUUGAACAAACAAACAGUGCGCUCACGAAAAGCAAAGCUGAAGAAUUAAAGGCUUUAGAAGAGAGGCUUAUUUCAGAAACAAAUGUGAAAACAGCAGAGCUGAAAAAAAAGGCUGAACAAAGAAUUGGUUCUCUUAGGAAACAGUUGACCUCUCAAAUGGAGGAAAGGGAACACCUGUAUAGACAAGAAAUUGAAAAACAGUUAGUAGAUUUAGAGCAAAAACUAAGGGAGAAAGAAAGCAAAAUUGCAUUUUUAGAAGAAAAAAUUAAAUCAACUGAAGAGUCCUCUGUGUUAGAAAAAGAGAUGAUACAGAAGGUGGAAACCAUAAAUGUUUCCAAAGAGCAAGAGAAAAUGCAUGCACUGGAGAACAUGCAGCAGAUGUAUGAAUUAAAAAUGAAUGUUCUACAAAAUGAUUUAUUGGAAAAGGAGAAACUGCUGCAGACAUAUGAGACGCAAAAGACAAAUAAUACCCCAAAGUUAGAAGCUCAAAAAGAGCGAGAGGAACUCCUUAAAAAGCACCAAGACGACCACACCAAAAUUGAGAAACUUCAGCAAGAACUUGAGGAGCAAAUUAAGAAACAUGCAUUAUUACUUGAACAACAUACAAAGGAUGGCAGUGACUUAGCAAAUGUCCGAGGAGAACUAAAAACCAAAGAACAAAAGCAGCAAGAGAUGGAGAAUGUGAUUGAAGACCUGGAAAAAAAGCUGCAAGAAAAGGAAGAAGAGAGGUGGUCUUUACAACAGAAGAUAAGCAGCAUCAAUGAGGAUUUAGCACGAGAGAGAGACCUACACAAGGCAGAUUUAGGAAAGAUGACUUCAGAAUAUGAUGAAAAACUGCAGAGAUUGCAGCAGCAGCUAGAUGAAAGAAGUGGCCUCAUAAAAGCUUUGGAAGAAAGCGCAGAAGAAAAGGCUCAGUCAAGCCUUGAGCUUCAGAAACUGCUUGAUGAUUUGAAGAGCCAGCAAAAGGAUUUGCAAGCUAAAGUGGAAGAGGCUGAACGGGAGAAAAAGAAGCUCUGCAAAGAUGUGAAUAAGCUGCAGAAGGAUAUGCGGACUUUGCGAAAGGAGCAUCAGCAAGAGCUGGAGAUAAUGAAAAAAGAGUCAUUAGAAGAAACGGAGCAGAAACUAAAGUAUGAACAGGAGGAUGCUGAACUGAAGCACAAUUCCACAUUAAAGCAGUUAAUGAGGGAGUUCAAUACCCAGCUGGCACAAAAAGAAAAGGAACUGGAAACAGCAGUACAAGAAACCAUCAGUAAAGCCCAGGAAGUUGAAGCUGAAUUGAUAGAAAGCCAUCACACAGAGAUAACUCAGUUACAUAAAAAGAUUCUAGAAAAAGAUGACGACUUGCAAAGGACGGUGAAAAAGUAUGAGGAAAUUCUUGAGACUCGAGAAGAAGAAAUGACAGGAAAAGUGAACGAGCUGCAGAAGCAGCUGGAGAAACUACAGGAAGAAUAUAAACAAAGAUUGGCAGAUGAAGAGAACUGGAAUAGUGGAGAAGUAACAAUAGCUGAACUUCAGACCCAGCUAGCCCAGAAGACAACUCUCAUCAGUGAUUCAAAAUUGAAAGAGCAAGAAUUCAGAGAACAGAUUCAUACAUUACAAGACCGAUUGAAAAAUUAUGAGAAGAGCAUGUAUGUCACGACGACAGUUGGAACGCCUUACGGAGAUGGGAAUCUCUGCCAUGCCGAUGUUUCUCUCUUUGGUGAGCCUACAGAGUUUGAAUACUUGAGGAAAGUGCUCUUCGAAUAUAUGAUGGGCCGUGAGACAAAGACAAUGGCAAAGGUUAUAACCACAGUGCUGAAAUUCCCUGCCGACCAGGCACAGAAGAUCUUAGAACGAGAAGACGCACGGACACUGUUCACCUCACCUCGCAGUGGUAUCUUCUGACUAAACCAUCAAUCAGUCCUUUAGAUAGCAUGUGGUCCUGGCUACGACCAUCGCCUUGAAGAACUUGCAACAAAUGAACUUUGUGGUGGACAAUACUACUUUCUAUUAGCACCUUGGAGAAUGGACUAGAGAAGAACUAUGAUUCUGGGCCUCAUAUAGGAAAAAAAAAGAACAGCGAUGACUCUGGGUCCUGAAAUUAAUUAAUCAGUUGCCUUGGGGAAAGAAUGUUAAUCGGUUUUCUGUUCUGUGUUAGACUUUUUAUUAAAGAAAGAAGGAGAAGACACUACUUUUUGAAAUGCUUUGCCUCAUUGCAAUAUCACAGUGCCAAUUUCAUGAAGGGCAAAGUGUCUAAUGACUUAAUGGUUAGAAGGUCCUAUUUAUUUUACUGGGUUGGAGGAGGAGUGUUUGUUUGAAAUAAUCGUGCAAUACACUUUGGGUGAUAGCAGGCCUUGGAUUAUUGUUCCUAUAAAACAACUGUAGACUCUAUUUUUCACCAAUAGAACUAUUAGUUGAAGGCGAUCCCUUUAAACUUUUGCUUCCAGCAAAUCCACAUUGCGGUACCUCAACUGUUUAUUCCUAGCUUUUGUACUUAUAUUAUAUUUACACUGCUGUAAAUUGUAAAUAGUACUCCCUAACUGUAUCAUAAUCUGGUCUCUGACUGUUGGCAGUGCUAAUCUUGCAGAGCUGGGAGAAAAUAAAAUUCUAUUUACU
Eublepharis macularius is the source of this 7885-nucleotide messenger RNA. RefSeq names its product golgin A4 (gene GOLGA4). The coding region runs from base 275 to 7174 and encodes 2299 amino acids. Gene Ontology annotation, cellular component: Golgi apparatus. Gene Ontology annotation, molecular function: small GTPase binding. Lineage: Eukaryota; Metazoa; Chordata; Lepidosauria; Squamata; Eublepharidae. Gene Ontology annotation, biological process: Golgi vesicle transport. The transcript has 26 exons. The record is from RefSeq and is a predicted model, not a curated record.